AAAGACUAUUGUUAUCAGACUCAAUUGUUGUUCUAUAGUACUGUACCACGUAUGUGUCUAGAUGUCCAGUUCAGUGAAUACAUUGGACUUAUACACAAACGGACUUGUGGUUUACAAGGGUCAUGGAAGGUAGUCAAAAGAAGAGGAAACGAUUAUUUGUUCUAACUCCGUAUCAAAUAAUCCUAGCAUGCAUAGGUACAGUUUUUCUCACUUGGAACGUGAUUCUGUAUCGAACCAAGAUGACUGUUACACGGGAGCCUCAGGCCAAGGAUUACGUAUCGGAUGAAAGUCGAAAAGUAAAUACAUGGAUUACACAGGGGUCUAAUCAAUAUUUCUUCGAAACGGACAAGACAUCACGAUCAAUUAUAAAUCCUGCAAAGGUUAACAGCUCAUCAAGCCGCUCAUCAAACGUUGGGAAACCUCCACUGGAAUCAAAUUCAGAAGAGUAUAUUUCGAAGAAAGAUUUAAUGAAGAUACUGGAUGAGUUCAUUAGAAAACGUGACAAAUACAGAAAAAUAACAGAACAAAGUGAGUUAAUUCCAGAUAAAUCUAAACCGAAGGAAAAUGAUAGCAGCAACUUCUCAGCUAGAGCCAGGCGAUCACUUUUUCAAGUACAAAACCCCUCAAAGAAUUUUUUUCGGGUAGGAGAGAAAUUUCGACUAACAAUUUUCAUGAAGGAUAAGUUAGGACGGAAUAUUACCCUCGGCGGAGACUUUCUGAGAAUGUGGAUGAAAGAGACAUCGGUUAACGCUCACGUGAGCGGCGUUGUCACUGACAACGGCGACGGAACGUAUUCGGGUGAGGUUCUUCUUCCCUGGGCUGGCCAGCCGACCAUUCAUGUUGCUCUUAGUCAUACCAAGAAUGACGUAAAUUCUGUAACGAACGCAAUCAACAAUUAUGGCAUCCUCAACAAAAUGUACGCGCAAUUUGUGAGCAAGGACAGGUUAGUUCAGGAAAGCGUUCCCUGUGGGCCGCUGCCAGUGUUUUCACUGAGGAAGGAAAACAUGUGCAAUCUCACCCGUCUUAACUAUGGAUAUUAUUGGUACAGUGCAAAACCGUCGUCCCCGAAACUUUCCUGUGGUGACUGGGUAGCUAUUCGAGGUACCAACAAUCUCACUGUUCCAGGUCAGAUCGCCGACAGAAUAAGAUAUACACAACAUCAGCCGAUUGGAGAACCAAUACAGAUUACAGUUAUUGGAAAACCUGGUUACGUGUUGAAAAGAAAACCAAAUUUAUGUUCUCGUCGCCCAAGAGAAAAUACGUGGCGGGAACCUAGUCCAUCCGGCUUCAACUAUCAAGAUAAAUGGACGAUCACAGGGUGUCAAAGCAAUCUGACAAAGACAGUUAGGAAUUACCACAAAUGUCUUACGGGACGUCACCUGAUGAUUAUGGGGGAUUCUAACACUAGAUCAUUCGUACACAUUUUCGUCUCUAUGUUACAAAUGUUUUACCUUACUAAACCAAUGCCAGGUGGAAGCUGGCACGAUUUCGUUUACGCCGAAAAUCAGUACAACAAUUCAUUGUCGUGGUAUCCACACGGAUCCCCAUUUUUCGCAAAUUUCUUGGUCCCCAAAUAUAAGUUACAACCAGUUUCGAAACACUUAGAUGAAGUCGGUUCAGGAAACAAUAGCGUUAUUAUCAUACAUCUAUGGGGACAUUUCAUGAGAAUCCCAUACGAUGUUUUUCGAUUGCACGUUCGUAAGAUCCGGGUAUCUGUGGAAAAAUUACUCCUAAGAUCCCCGGAUGUAGAUAUCGUCAUCAAAGGACCCCACGCAAUGACUUACUUUGAUUGGAUUACACCAGUGGAUGCUAUAUGGCUGGAACAUAAGCGAAUUUGGUUUGAGGAGUUUAACGGACUACAUGACAAGGUGCUAUUCAUCAACUAUUGGGAUAUGACAGUUGGGAUAGAGAACAUCGACAUCCAUCCGGAAGAGACGGUUAUUUGGAGUCAGGUUCACCUGUUAAUGCAACUUCUAUGCCGUAAUAGUUAUAAAUGAUGGUUAUUUCAAAUCUUACUGGACUUAGUGACUGGCCAUAAGUGUGUGGGAAACUGGAGUGUCCAUAGAUGAAUUCCAAACAUUUACACGUCUGUUUGGGAAUCGAAACCAUGCCGUUUAGAUGAAGGUCGAGUUCUUCAACUACACCUUCCUGAACGUUAAGAAGUCGUUCAACCUGAAUUGAUGUGAACUCAGGCCUGUGUGUAACGAGUAUAUUAGAAUUUGCUAAAACUUCGAACUUGCUAUAAAUUUUUGGGUAGAUCAAGUUGAAGCAAAAAGGAAAUGCGCAGUUUCCACGAUAAAGAUCGAAACAAAAUUUGUUGAAUAAGAGUAAAUUAAAUGAUGUUAUUAGAAAUAGCAAUUACAGAGCGUACAAAAUAACAGCCAUCAUAGACUUACAGUACACACGUAGUAGGUCUAUGUAGAAAUAUGAUCUGGCAUUAAAUGAUGUUUUUGUCCAUUUUGGAUAGAUAAAGUUCUUCUAUAAUAUAUGUAAUAAUAAAAAUGCUUUCAUAAUUUAA
This is a messenger RNA of Pecten maximus, 2518 nucleotides long. Its product is annotated as NXPE family member 2-like. The record is from RefSeq and is a predicted model, not a curated record. The coding region runs from base 123 to 1997 and encodes 624 amino acids. Lineage: Eukaryota; Metazoa; Mollusca; Bivalvia; Pectinida; Pectinidae. The transcript is spliced from 5 exons.